Molecule: messenger RNA, 2496 nt
Organism: Vicia faba (fava bean)
Lineage: Eukaryota; Viridiplantae; Streptophyta; Magnoliopsida; Fabales; Fabaceae
Source: the annotation of a GenBank genome assembly
AUGUGGUCUGAUAUCGACAUAAGACCUCAAAAAGAUAAAGGAAAAAAGAAAAUCAGCUCAAAGUCAGGUAUGGAAUUUAGGAAUCAAGAUAAAUUGAAAACAAAAUGUGUUGUUGAUCAUAGUCAGCAACCACAACUUGAAACAUUAGGAGAGAUUCUGAAGCGCGGGAGCAUAAACGAAAGUUCAACGCAACAUGAAGAGCUUGUUAAACACAUGUCUAAUUUGCCGGGGUAUCUGAAAAGUUCUGAUAGAGGAAAAAAUAUCCAAGAGAAGGCUUUGAAUUUCGGUGUUCUUGAUUGGUCGCGACUUGAGAAAUGGAAGAACAAACAAUCGUUUGAUAGAAAUGAAGAAUCAUCGUCAUCUUCAAGGGCUGCAACCACGUCGUCUUCCAAUGCUAGAGGAUAUAAAAAGUUUGAUGAUAAAAAAGGGUUAUGUUCUUCAAAGAAUGGUGAACAAUAUCGAAAUUCUGGUAAAAAGAUCAUUGGAGGAGAGCAUAGAAUGAGAUCAAGGGAACUUGAGUCCAUUGGCGAAAUUCGGUUAGAUAAAUCACUUCGAAAGGGGAAAAGGAGUGAUUAUGAUGUUGAAGCUAUAAGCAUGCAGGGUUUCCAAAAGAAAAAAGAGAGAGGUUUUAAUUCUGGUUUCGAUAACCGAUUUCCGUCGUUGGAAGGUAAAGUUAAAUGUGUCACAUUAGGAUCUGAGAAGAAAAUGAGUUCCAGAAGAAGUGAAGCCAAGAUAAAGAUGAAUCAAUGGCAGGAAUCAGAUAUUGAAUUUGAUCAAAACCAUUGUCAUGGCAAGCCAAGAGACAUUGUUUUGCUUCGUCCCCGAAAGUUUCUGCAAUCGAAUUUCGAAGACUAUUUUCCACAUUCUCAAUCAGUAGCUUCAUCUGAUGAAAAUUUUUCAGAAUCAAGCUUGAGUAGCUCAUCUUAUAUUUCCCUUCCCGGGGAGGCUUACGCCGAAAAUAUUCUCCCUUCUGUGACUAGCCUUGCUUCUUCUUCGGAAACAACGCAGCAGGACAAUUUCGAUACUGAUCUAGAUGUUGAUUAUUCUUCUGUUCGAUCGGAGAAACCUGGCUGCUCGAAUAAGAGGUCUAGUUUCAAGUCUAAUAAAGAUAUUUGCAUUGAAAAAGAAAUGUUAGACGUGAAGCAAGGAAAUCAGUAUUCUUUCAAUAAUAUGAAAGAGUCAACCGAGAGAGACAGGAAUAACAUGUCCCAACAUCAGCUUAGCUUUGGCUCGAAUCGAUUGGGAAGAAGUUUAAGUUUCAAGGAGGGACCUACCCUUCCAAAACAAAGCUCCAAGAAAGUUAGUGCAAAAUCCGGUCCAUUGAUAUUUGAAUCUUCCAAUUUGAAUAAAUCUAGCAAAGAUCAUAAGGCGGGUGAUCAUAAGAGAACAAGAUCGAGCACGAUCCUGAGGUUAUUAGACCCUUUAUGGAAACAUAAGGCAUCAAACACACAGCAACAUUCAUCUGAAAUCAGUUUGACACCAAAAGGAAGCCCGAAUUCAACGAGCUUUAGGACGAAUAAUUUGCAUGAUGAAUAUCACAAGGAAUCGUCGAUUAAAGCUAUUUUGCAGCUAACAAUAAAAAAUGGACUACCAUUGUUUCAUUUUGUGAUCAACAGUGAAAGAAAGGUUCUUGCAGCUACCAUGAAUAGUUUAGCUUCGUUGGAGAAGGAUGACGGAAGCUGCUAUUUCACAUUCUACCUUCUUAAUGAAAUCAAGAAAAAGAGCGGUAGAUGGACGAGUCACUGGAGCAAAGAAAAGAAUUCUGGUGGAUAUGCCUAUAAUAUCGCUGGUCAUAUGAAAAUUUCUAACUCUAGAAUCACUGAGACAAAGGACGGGAACUUCAAGGGACAGUGUAUGGUGAAAGAUUACAUCCUCUUCGGCAUUGGAAAUGACCAGCCGGAUCAAGGACCGAAAGAUUUCGUCAAGAGAAAGGAGCUUGCUGCUGCUGUUAUUGAGAUCCCUUGUGAAAAUGUUAACUUGCUGAAGAAGGAAUGUUUAAAGUGCCUCCUUGCAGAUAAAAGAUGUUUUUGCAUCUCACAAGAAAAUGAUAUUUCUGGUAGUAGUAUUACAGUAAUACUUCCAGGUGGCUUACAUGCUUCCCCGAAAAAAGGAGAGCCUUCACCGUUGAUUCAUCGAUGGAAAUUGGGCGGAUUAUGCGACUGUGGCGGUUGGGAUGUUGGUUGCAAACUUCUUGUUCUCUCUAACCAAAACCCGAGUUCAAAGCCCCAUCUCGAGAGAUUUCAACUUUUUGUUCAGGAAGGAACUGAGGAAGACACGCCCUUAUUCAUUUUGGAGCCAUUGAAAGACGGAUUCUACUCGGUAGAAUUCAGUUCAACAAUCCCUCAUUUACAGGCUUUCUUUAUUUCUGUUUCUGUCUUAAGCAGCAAGAAACUACCAAGUUCGAUGAAAAUUCCAAGUAAGGAACUGAUUUCCAAGGAGGAAGCAAGUAAAUACUAUAAUUCAGGUCCACCACUCUCUCCUGUUGACAGAGUUUAA